Diceros bicornis minor is the source of this 4082-nucleotide messenger RNA. It is a transcript of the gene TMEM175, whose product is annotated as transmembrane protein 175. The record is from RefSeq and is a predicted model, not a curated record. Gene Ontology annotation, molecular function: proton channel activity; potassium ion leak channel activity. The transcript has 12 exons. Bases 2094 to 3707 code for a protein of 537 amino acids. Gene Ontology annotation, cellular component: lysosome; endosome. Lineage: Eukaryota; Metazoa; Chordata; Mammalia; Perissodactyla; Rhinocerotidae.
UGCGGCGGGCGGGCGCGGGCAGCGGGCGUGGGCAGCGGUCAGCGUGGCAGCGGGGCCGCGUUGGGCGCCCGUGGAGCGUGUGGUUUUCCCUCGUAGCGGCCGGGAUUCCCCGCGACGUUUAGUGAAUACGGUUGCCAGCGCCGUGCACGCUCCUAGGGUGGUUGGUUUGGUGGAGCCCGCGUGGUGGCUUUGGUUUUUUUUAAUGACUUGGUUGCCGCUGAAAGACUGAAAAACUUAAAUUUUAAAAACCCAGUUUUCCAGCUUCUGUAGAAAAGUCAGAUCUGGCAACAUUGGGCCCAGAACCGCGUGUGUCCCCGGGCACCCAGAGCUGCCCCCGCAGGUGAGACCCGCUGGCCCGUUCAUGUUACCAGGCUGGCUCCUGGUGGCGUUUGAGGUUGCAGCCCCUUCUGUAGAGUGUGGUUCUCAGACCGAAAAUGGACCUGAAAAGCCCCGGUCAGCAUCGUAACCCUCCUAGAACGUCAGGCUUUUACAAAUCUCUUUCCAGGCAGGCUAACGUGUGGUUAUUCUUAGAGGAACGGUAGCCUCGUUUAUACUGUGCUGUAUUGCUUACAGCAUCCUUUUACUUAUUUUUUUAGAGACAGGAUUUAUUUAUUUAUGUAUGUAUUUGGUGAGGAAGAUUCGCCCUGAGCUGACAUCCCUGCCAAUCUUCCUCUGCUUUACAUGUGGGUUGCAGAUGAGUGGUGUAGGUCCACACCCAGGAACUGAACCCUGGCUGCCUAAGCAGAGCUCACCAAACUUAACCACUAGGCCAUGGGGCCAGCGCCUACAGCAUCCUUUUAGAUAGUGGUUCCUUUUAAUGAUCCCAGAGUAUCUUGGAGAAGAAAGCACAAUACAGUUAAUCACCCCCACUUUUGGGGGGAUGAGAAGACAUGCUCAACAGUGUCAUUACUAGGCCAACGUCGACAAAUGGUGCAGCUAGAAUUCCACACAAGUCACGUGGCUUUUCCAACCAGUGCAUUUGUCUGGUAAGUGGAAUAUAAGGAUUGAGAGCCCAGGAAAGAGUCCAGACUAGAGACAGGUAUUUGGAUGUCCUCAGCCUUCAGAUGGCAGUUGAGUCUUUGAGAGCUGAAGAGAGCACCAGUGGGGAGAGCGUAGUUAGAAAGGGGUUAGAGGGCUGGCCCCAUGGCUGAGUGGUUAAAGUUCUGCGCACUCCGCUUUGGCAGCCCGGGUUCAAAGGUUUGGAUCCCAGGUGCGGACCUACUCCACUCAUCAGCUGUGCUGUAGAGGCGUCCCACAUGCAAAGUAGAGGAAGAUGGGUACAGAUGUUACCUCAGGGCUGGUCUUCCUGAAGCAAAAACAAGAGUAAGAUUAGCAAUGGAUGUUAGCUAAGGGCAAAUCUUCCUCACCAAAAAAAAUAAUAAAUUAAAAAAAAAAGAAAGAAGUUAGAGCCUUCAGGCAGUAGACUAGCAUAUGGAGAAGGAGCAGCCAGGGAAGCAGGAAGAAAACCAAGGGAGCAUUAUAUUAUGGAGCCACAAAAAGAGGUUGUUUCCAGGGGGAGAAAAAGGUAAUUGAAAGUGUCAAAUGCCACAAUAAAGUCAACUACAAAAAGGAGUAAAAGAUGUAUGUUGGAUUUAGCAACAUUGAGAUCACUGGUGACCUUGCCCAGAGUAGUUUCGUUGAUGUGGUGGGGUGGAAGCUAUACAUUGUCGUAAGUGGAUAAAUAAAGAAAUGAAGAGGUAGAGAUGGGUAAGUGGAGGCAACUCAGGACGUCUGGCUGUGCAGAAGAAAGUGUGGGAGUUAGAAGGAUGAUGUGGCGUUAGGAUGUUUUGAGAUGGGAGAUUCUUGAGCGGCCUAAAGCUGAUAGAAGGGAGCCAACAGAGAAGUUUUGCUGGUACAGAAGAGGAAGGAAUAAAGUGCAGUCCCCUGGAAGAUAGGAAGGGCGUGACAUCCAGAGCAUAGGGGAAGUGUUGGCUUUGGAGACAGGAAAAGCACUUUUCGUUGUGGGAGGAGGGAAGUAAGGAAGGUGGGUUGCGGUUGCAGGUGCUUUAUGUGUUGGCUGGAAUGAAAGUGAAGGGAGUCUCGGAUGGCUUCUAUUUUCGCUGUGAAUAAGGAAAAGAAAACACCUACUGAAGAUGAGAAGGGAGCCCCUGCCAACCACCAUUCUACUCUCUGUCCCUAUGAAUUUGACUGCUCCAGAGACUUCAUGCCUCGCCAUGUCCGCGCCCCAGACACCAGAGUCAGCCCUUGAUGCGCGGGAAGACUCCUCCACAGCCACAAGGGAAGAGGAUGCUGCCGAUGGGAUCCAGCACUCCCAUCGCAUGCUCAGCUUCAGCGAUGCACUGCUGUCUAUCAUCGCCACCGUGAUGAUCCUGCCUGUGACCCACACGGAGAUCUCCCCGGAACAGGUACUUGGGGACCGUCUGCAGCGUCUAGUGAGGCCAUUUGACAAAAGUAUACAGAAACUUCUAGCAACCAGGAUUGCCGUCUACCUGAUGACGUUUCUCAUCGUGACCGUGGCCUGGGCAGCACACACGAGAUUGUUCCAAGUUGUUGGGAAAAUAGAUGAUACGCUUGCCCUGCUCAACCUGGCCUGCAUGAUGACCAUCACCUUCCUACCAUUCACGUUUUCCUUAAUGGUGACCUUCCCGGAGGUGCCUCUGGGUAUCUUCCUAUUCUGUGUGUGUGUGAUCGCCAUCGGGGCCGUGCAGGCGCUGAUCGUGGUAUAUGCGUUCCACUUCCCCCACCUCCUGAACCCCCAGAUAGAGCGCUCCACCCACAGGGCCCUCUACCGGCAGCACGUCCUAGGCAUCAUCCUCCGAGGCCCGGCCUUAUGCUUCGCUGCGGCUGGCUUCUCCCUGUUCUUCUACCCCGCGUCGUACCUGCUGAUGGCGACGGUCGUCUUCCUCCCCUACCUCAGCAAGGCCACCAGCUGGUGCAAAAGCAGGCUUGUGGGCCCCCGGGAGCCCCCACCUCACAGCAUGGAGUUCUUCACCUUCGAUCUGCACGAGCCUCUCAGCAAGGAGCGAGUGGAGGCCUUCAGUGACGGGGUCUACGCCAUCGUGGCCACGCUCCUCAUCCUGGACAUCUGCGAGGACAACGUGCCGGACGCCAAGGACGUGAAGGAAAAGUUCCACGGCAGCCUGGUGGCAGCACUGAGCGUGUACGGGCCGCAUUUCCUGGCGUACUUCGGCUCCUUUGCCACGGUGGGCCUGCUCUGGUUCGCCCACCACUCGCUCUUCCUGCACAUCCGCAAGGCCACGCAGUCCAUGGGUCUGCUCAACACACUCUCGCUGGCCUUCGUGGGCGGCCUCCCGCUGGCCUACCAGCAGACCUCGGCCUUCGCUCGGCAGCCCCGCGAUGAGCUCGAGAGCGUGCGUAUCAGCUGUGCCAUCAUCUUCUUCGCCAGCAUCUUCCAGUUUGCCAUCUGGACCACAGCUCUGCUGCACGAGAGGGAGACGCUGCAGCCCUCGGCGCGAUUCGGGGGCCAGGAGCACGCGUUCAUGUUCGCCAAGCUCGCGCUGUACCCCUGCGCCAGCCUGCUGGCCUUCACCUGUACCUGCUUCCUGAGCAGGUUCAGCACCGCCAUCUUCCACCUCAUGCAGAUCGCCGUGCCCUUCGCCUUCCUGCUGCUGCGCCUCCUCGUGCGCCUGGCCCUGGCUGUCCUGUGGGCCCUGCGUGGCCUCCCCGUGCCAGAGCUUGGGGCUGAGGAUGACUCUCGGUCCCUGCUCCUCCCUGCUCCCUGCUAGCGUGAGGUCCUUGCCCACCCCAGCCGGAGGUCACAGUGUCAGCCCGGUGGCCCGAGCUUGGGUUUUCCUUUCCUUGUGAGAUUUCAUGUUCUACUCAGUGUCCUCAGGUGGUUUUCCACUCUCAGAGGAGAGCGUCACAGGACCUCGACUUUGUGUCGCUGCACGUGCCCAUCUCUGCCCCCUGGGCCUGCAUUCUCUGUCUCCAUCAAGCUAACACAAGCCGUGUGGGGACUGACAUUUCGGUGGUUCCAGGGGCAGCUGGGGCCCGGCCGGGAGCCCACAGCCUCAGCCUCGUGGGGGCAUGGGUGUGCAUGUGGCCCUGGGUCCUCAACAGGCAGUGCAGCCCCCCAGACCUGGCUUAGCCCACCCCGGCCC